Molecule: messenger RNA, 1247 nt
Organism: Prunus persica (peach)
Lineage: Eukaryota; Viridiplantae; Streptophyta; Magnoliopsida; Rosales; Rosaceae
Product: methanol O-anthraniloyltransferase
Exons: 1
Coding region: 146-946 (266 amino acids)
Molecular function (GO): acyltransferase activity, transferring groups other than amino-acyl groups
Source: RefSeq, a predicted model, not a curated record
GAAUUAACUAAAAAAGUAGUUGCAAUUAUUAAUGUAGGUAACGCGCCUAACAUGUGGAGGCUUCAUCCUUGGAUUGCGGGUAAACCACACAAUAUGUGAAUGUGACGCAGUAGGGUUGGCCCAAUUCUUGAACGCAAUUGGGGAGAUGGCCAAAGGAGCAGAUUCACCAUCAAUUCCACCACUGUGGGCACAAGAGCUCCUCAAUGCCAUAGAUCCACCGACAAUUACACUUCCGCAUUACGAAUAUGAGCAAUUGCUUGAUUCACAAGGCUCCUUCAUUAUAGACCAAUCAGACAUGGCCCAACGAUCCUUUUAUUUCGGUCCACAGCAGAUUACAGCCCUCAGGAAACAUCUUCCACCCCACCUUUCCACUUGCUCCUCAUUUGAGCUCAUAACAGCCUGCAUCUGGAAGUGUCGAACGCUUUCACUGAGACUGAAUCCAAAAGACACUGUUCGCCUUUCCUGCAUCAUCAACGCCCGCGGGAAGCGCAUGGAUGACCUAUGUCUCCCCUUGGGAUUCUACGGCAAUGCAUUGGGUGUCCCGACUAUCGUUUCAACGGUAGAACUUGUGUGUGCAAGUCCACUGGGAUAUGGUGUGGAGUUGGUGAGGAAGAACAAAGCUCAGAUGGGUAAAGAAUACAUGCAAUCACUGGCCCAUUUUUUGGUGAUCAGAGGACGGCCUCCGCCUCCAAUGGCUUGGAAUGUGUUUAUAGUUUCUGAUAAUAGACACACUGGUUUGGGAGAGUUUGAUGUUGGGUGGGGAAGACCAGUAUAUGCUGGACUUGCGAGGGCAGUCCAUGUGAUCAGCUUCUAUGUCCGAGAAAACAACCAAGAAGAGGAAUUUAGAAUUUUGGUGCCCAUAUGCUUGCCAAGAAUGUGUUUGGAGAGGUUUGAGCAGGAGCUCAAGAGGAUGAUAUUGGAGCACGUCGAUGAUGUAUCUAAAUAAGACGCAAGGAUUAUGUGUGUGUGAUUAAGUCUAGUUGUCUUGUGUUGUGUGGGCUAUCAUUUCUAUGGUAGAGUGGGUUUGUUUUCCUCUAUAUGCCUCUUUGCAUUUGGAGUCAGUUUUUUGUUUUUUUGUUUUUUUUGUUUUAAGAAAAUUUCGCAUCAGUCCAAUUCUAAUAAAAGACCAGCAUCCUUUGUAACCUGUUGGCUUGGAAUUACAUUCAAAGCUCAACAGGUCUUGGGUUCGACUGGUAUCGGAUCGAUGUCAAAAUAAGAGAUGUUGGGUGCAACCCACGCAUAAGUUG